This is a messenger RNA of Ascochyta rabiei, 708 nucleotides long. RefSeq lists its product as uncharacterized. Bases 1 to 708 code for a protein of 235 amino acids. NCBI's taxonomy places the organism in Eukaryota, Fungi, Ascomycota, Dothideomycetes, Pleosporales, Didymellaceae. The transcript is spliced from 2 exons. The record is from RefSeq and is a predicted model, not a curated record.
AUGGUUGGUCGCACUGCUCUGUUUGCUCUUGCGCUUGCGCCUUUUGCCGUAGCUCAGGUCUCUGAGGGAUUCGAGCAAGGCUGGAACCAGACUACCUGGACCACGUAUGCGCCUGACUGCAACCAGGGUGGCAAGGUCACCCUCGACACGACCACUGCCCACACUGGAAGGAACUCAAUCAGAGUUGAUGGCGCUGGUGGCUACUGUGGACAUAUUUUCGUGGGCACGAACAAAGUUCCUACCGGGGAUGUCUAUGUCAGGACCUACUUCAAAGCCGCAAAGGCAUUCACCGACUCCCAUGUUACCUUCAUCACCCACCCAGAUCCUGCUCAAGGCACUAACAAGCACCUGCGCAUUGGCGGCCAAUCGAAGAUCCUCAUGUACAACCGUGAGUCUGACGACGCCACUCUUCCGGACCUCUCGCCUCAGGGCAUUGCAUCGUCGGUUUCAGUCCCAGUCAACACUUGGCGCUGUCUGGAAUACCACUUGGGCACGGAUGGUAGUAUCGAGACUUGGUUCAACGGCACUGCUGUUGCCGGCCUGACCUCCAAGCCAGGUGUGAGCAACCCGAACGCUGCGCAGUGGCAGAGGAGCAGCAUCAAGCCAAAGGUUACGGGUGUUUACUUUGGCUGGGAGAGCUACGGUGGCGACACAAACACAUUCUGGUAUGACGACAUUGUGGUCAGCAACAAGAAGAUUGGUUGUUAG